This is a messenger RNA of Xenopus tropicalis (tropical clawed frog), 1274 nucleotides long. RefSeq names its product calcineurin-like EF-hand protein 1 (gene chp1). Lineage: Eukaryota; Metazoa; Chordata; Amphibia; Anura; Pipidae. The record is from RefSeq and is marked provisional. Gene Ontology annotation, molecular function: calcium ion binding. The transcript has 7 exons. Gene Ontology annotation, cellular component: plasma membrane; nucleus; cytoplasm. Bases 32 to 613 code for a protein of 193 amino acids.
CGCCGUAGGAAGGAAGUGAGUAAAGCGAACUAUGGGCUCCAGGGCGUCAACUUUGCUCAGGGAUGAGGAGAUAGAAGAGAUAAAGAAAGAGACGGGUUUUUCUCACAGCCAGAUAACUCGAUUGUAUAGUCGGUUCACAAGCCUGGAUAAAGGAGAAAAUGGGACUUUAAGUCGAGAAGAUUUCCAGCGGAUACCAGAGUUGGCUAUCAACCCUCUUGGAGAUAGAAUUAUCAAUGCUUUCUUCACUGAAGGAGAGGACCAAGUGAAUUUCCGAGGCUUCAUGAGGACUUUGGCACACUUCCGCCCAAUUGAAGAUAAUUCAAAAGAUGCAAACAGUCAAGAGCCACUGAAUAGCAGAAGCAACAAAUUGUUAUUUGCGUUUCGUCUCUAUGACUUGGACAAAGAUGACAAGAUCUCUAGGGAGGAGCUAUUACAGGUCCUGCGCAUGAUGGUGGGGGUGAACAUAUCAGAUGAUCAGCUGGGUAGCAUCGCUGACCGCACUAUACAGGAAGCUGACCAAGAUGGAGACAGUGCCAUAUCAUUCACAGAGUUUGUUAAGGUUUUAGAAAAAGUUGAUGUAGAACAGAAAAUGAGCAUCCGUUUCCUACAUUGAGCAGACAAUAAUUCAACUUGUUGAAUAUCAGGAAUAAGCUCUUUGACCCUGCAGCAAUCCAAGUUGAACCUUUUCCCAUUUAAACCACACUACUUGUUCAUUGUGAGAGGAAAAGCACAGUGGAAUUAAAGAGAGCAGUGCUGCUGUCAUACAAUUAUAUUUAUAUAUUUCUUGCUUUUUUUGUCUUCAAUGCAACAUUCUUUAAGACCAUGGACAGUAAUAGCAUUGAUUGCAGAAUUGUAUUCAGUGCGUAUGGUGUAAGACAGGGAUGCCUUACUUAUGGCCUAUGGCUGUCAGGGAUGGUGUAAAUUAUAGUUUAGCAUCUGGGGCCCCCACAGGUUAGACGUAAUCAACGUGGCCUUGUUGAUGGGCCUUUGCUCUGUGGAUAUCUUGCAUAAAUGCACCAAGAGCCUUUUAAACAAUGUAAAGAGUAUAGGAAAAUUCUAUGCCAUAAUCUUAAGAAUCUGUCUGCUUUGGGACAGAUUUUUUUUUUUCUUUUUGAUGGGGAUAUUCAGAUAAUCCGUGUAAAGAGUUGCUGUAAAAUAGUUUGUCUAAAUUAUACAAUAUGUAAUUGUUUUAAGCAGAGUUGAUGACUUUAUUUAAAAAAAAAACCAAAGUUAACUCUGUUCUGACAUUAAAUAAAUGACCAUUCUGGACCAAG